AUGGUAGUUGCAAUCACGAAGUACUUUGACUGGACACUGGACCUACUGGACGUGGUGACAGCUUUGCUAUGCGAAGAGAUGAAGGAAAAGGUAUUCUGCGAGAUCCCAGAAGGGGUCGAAGUUGAUGAAGACUUUGACUGCUUCGAAUUGUUGAAGGCGAUCUACGGACUAAAACAAGCAUCGCGCAUUACAAGUGGCGAGUGCGUGCUUUUGCUGGUAUACGUCGAUGAUGUGUUGGUGACUGGCAGCUCGACCGAACUGAUUAUGCGCACCAAGAGUGGCUUGAAGGCGCGUUUCGAAAUGACUGACAGCGGCAAGUGCGCAUUCGUGUUGAGCAUCGAGCUGGUGGACAACGACAACGGUAGCGUGACGAUGUGCCAGCGACGCUACGUGGAAGAUGUUCUCAAGCGUUUUGGCAUGAGCGACUGCAAAGCCGUCACCAGCCCAACAGACAUCAGUUCUUGA
Molecule: messenger RNA, 465 nt
Organism: Peronospora matthiolae
Lineage: Eukaryota; Oomycota; Peronosporomycetes; Peronosporales; Peronosporaceae
Source: the annotation of a GenBank genome assembly